Messenger RNA from Patella vulgata (common limpet), 8228 nucleotides. RefSeq names its product syntaxin-17-like. The record is from RefSeq and is a predicted model, not a curated record. Gene Ontology annotation, biological process: vesicle-mediated transport. Bases 260 to 1276 code for a protein of 338 amino acids. The transcript is spliced from 8 exons. NCBI's taxonomy places the organism in Eukaryota, Metazoa, Mollusca, Gastropoda, Patellidae. Gene Ontology annotation, cellular component: membrane.
GUUAUUGUUUAUAAUAAUAUGAUAAUAUUCAGAUUUUCAUUUCAUUCUAUUUCAAGAAGUACCCUUUUUACGGGAAUAAUUCCAUUCAUUUACAUGCUGUAACUGACAUUAAGAUAACGUUUUAUGGUACCGUAAUACAUCGGGAAAUUGUCAGUGGUGAGUGUGUCAACAAAAAGCCUUUUUUUUUUUUAAACUGGUAGAAAACUAAAUCCAAAGAUACAUCUCUUUGGUCAGCAGUGACAGCAGAAGUGAAUUUGUCAUGGCUUCAUUUGAGAAACAAAGUUCUUCUAAUGACGCUGUGCAUCAAAAAUAUCCCAUACGCAGAUUAGAACAUUCAGUAAAGAAAUUUGUCAAAGUUUUAGAAAUAGAUCUGGAUAGACUUGACCGUCAUCGCCAAAAUAUUGAAAGGUUAUCAAUUCAAGAAAAGUGGGUUUUAUUAAACAAAGAACAGAUCAAUUCAUCAAGAACAGUACAACAAAUCAAAGCAAAUAUCAGAGAAAUAGAAAAAGCUCGAGCCCAGAUUGUUGAUGAAGAUUUACAUAAAUUUGAUGACUGGAUUGAAGAGGUUAAAUUAAAGGCAAUCAAGGCAGUUGAAGAAUUUAUUUUACUUAGCCAAAGUGGAAGUUCUUCUCCAACAGAAGAAAUGGUUAUCAAUCCUGAGUCGGAAACGGCAGAGAGUUCCAGCUCUUCUUCCAUCCAGUAUGGCACCUCCUACACACCUGCUUAUAAUAUACGCAGACCAAAUAUUCCUGCAGAUGAAAUUUUCUCCUGUAGCUUGCCCAACGCUUCAGAUAUUUCACAGAUUCAGAAAAUGGCAAAUCCACAUCCAACAACAAUUAACCCAGAAACAGUUGCAUCGUGGGAACAUUUACAAGAGGAUUUGGUUGAUUUAAAUACAAUGAUACAUCAGUAUUCAGCUGUAGUUCAGGAACAAGAAGAGAAAGUUGAUACGAUAGAAGAUAAAAUAGAAACAGCUUAUACAGGUGUUCAACAGGGUACUAGUAGUCUAGGACAGGCAGCUAAAUAUAAAGCAGCUAUAUUUCCAGUAGCUGGAGCUGUGAUUGGUGGUGUAUUAGGUGGACCUAUUGGAUUGGUUGCUGGUUUGAAACUAGGGGGAGCUGCGGCUGUAUCUGGUGGUGUGGUUGGGUUUUUUGGUGGUCGAUAUCUGAAAAAGAGGCAGGAUAAAGUAACAGAAGUAGAAUUAAAUAAUCUAAGUGUGACACGGAGUACGUCAUUAGAGGAUAUUUCAUCUACAACUGUAAAAAAUACGUCUUAAAAUUGUCGAGUUUCCAUUUUGGAACAUCAUGAUAUGUGAUAUUGUAUGAAAGUUGGUUGUGUGAAGAGCUAUUCUUCGUUGAUAAAGAAUGGAAUAUAGAUUGACAUUGUGUUCAAAAUGUUUCUUAAAGUUCAAGAGGAAACUACUUUUAAAGUGUGGGAAUUUGUUUACUUCUCUGUAGAACCAGAACUGACUUUUAUUGAUAAAAUUUUAAUACUUGUAGAUUUUUCAUUAUUUGUAUUUAUUGAAGAAUUGUGUUGUUUAUAUUCCCAAAUCAAAAUUUAGAAAGAUAGAUCAUAUUAUAUAUCAUGUUAAAGAGACAUAUUCACUUUAUUAGUUAGUAUUUUAAAAUAAUAUCAAUAACCUUAGAGACUCGCAAUUCAUACCAAAUGAUUGACAGUUAAAAUAAACACCCAAAGUAUCUGAUAUAUUGUUAAAGUACUGUAAAACCAAUAUUUAUUGAAGAAAUGAUGAGAAGGGUUGAUUAGACCAUUAUAUUAGCAAUAGUUUCAGUAAUUUAUGAUAUUUUGUAUAUAUGUUUAUAAGGACUAUUCCAUUUAUAAAUACAUUUUGUUGAUUUGAAGGGGGGGGGGGGGUCUAUAGAAAGUGGCAUACUGUCAUUCGCAUUUUAAUGUACUUUUAAGUGGAAUAGUCCUAAUUAGAAAGAACAAUGUUUAACUGCCAUUUUUUUAAAUCACAUUUUAAUUUCACUUUAAAAUAACUGUUUUCAUAAAAAAAAGACUCACAAGUUUUAACUGUCAUCCAUGACAACAAUACAUAAUGAAAAUAAUACAUAAUGACAAUAAUACAUAAUGACAAUUAAAAUGGUCAUAAUCAUAAAAUGUCAAUAUUUACAGAAUCAUUAGCAGGUUCAUGUUACAGGUCGAACAUUUCAAUUAGAAAAACUGAAAUAAAACUGCUCCCUUCUUUGAAAAGUCAGUUGAACCAGCUUUGCCUUAUUCUCAUUUUGAUCAUCACUAUGUCCAGGGAUUGUAUUCAUAAAAACUAAAAUAUGUAGAGGAUGCAGUCGUUUCAUUGGUUUGGGAUUUGUACAAAUAUCAACUCUUGAGCCAAUAAAAAGGCAGCUUUCUUCAAAAAUUUAGUUCAAUUUUUCAAAAGAAUAAGGUCCCAGCUGUCUUAUUCAUAAAAUCUUCAAUCUCUUACACUGUUGCUAUGGCAAAGUGUAUAUUAUUUCUAUAUGUUACACUGUUGCUAUGACAAAGUUGUAUAUUAUGUCUGCAUGUUACACUGUUGCUAUAGUAAUGUUGUAUUUCAUGUCUACAUGUUACACUGUUGCUAUAGUAAGGCAACACAAAUAAAAUAACUUGUUUCUCGGGCACCGCCCGCACGUAAAAUUGGUUGCGCGUGCAGUCUAUUUAUUAGUCUUGAUGAAAAAAAAUAAAUAUGUAACGCCCGCCCGCACAUCGACAAGCAAGUCGUAAAAAAAAUAUCCCGCAUGUACCUACAUCCGCCAUACAUGUAUAUCUAUUCAAAUGUAUUAAAACUGAUUCAGAUGAACAUGCUGUCUUUUUUUAUCCGAACAAUGGCGAAGUUUGGCAGAUUUGCCUUUUUUAUUGAUAUCGAAAGAACCUCCAUUUUGUAUCACGUGAUAUUAAUUACCUCCCCUGAUAAACUAGAAUUUGAUUCGUGUUAAAAGUCAUUGGCGACAAUAUUUCAAUCAUUCGAUCGUAAUCGGCUCAUUAUUGCCGGCUUCAGUCGGUCCUUGUUUGGAAAAUCCUAUUGAUAAAAUAAUGAACCGUAGAACAGGUUAAAUAAUUAUAGCUAAGAAUACGAUACGAUGACGAUAGUCGUCAUAAUGCAUACCUUAGAAUCUGGGUCAUUAUUAGCACAUUUACGGUAGUUUCGAUAAUCCGGAAAAUAAUAAUUGGAUUACCGAUUUGAUGGUUUUACUGACCAGUUGUUAGUUAGAUUUAAAUAGUCAUUCAAUAUAAACACCGGAUAGAACACCGAAUAUCCUGAGAAACACACCGAAUAUCCCAAGAAACAGUAUUUCCGGCAAUCUCCAAUACCGAUGACACGGUGUGACAUGCAUUGGUUGGAAUUCGGUAAAUAAUUAUAAAUAAACCGGCGAUACUAGAUUUAGUUUUAAAUACUGUUUACCAUGAUUAUUAUUUUUGAUACACCUGGUGAAAGAGGCUUAGUUUUUAAAAAUAUUGUUGUCUUUAUGGAGGGCUAUUACAUAGUCGUAUGGAAUUUUAUUUUAAACCAAUUUCAAUUAUGUGAAUUAAAUAUGGAAAAUUAUUUUCCUUUCAGUCAGUGUUCAGUCUCAGUGUUUUAGUAGACUUGAUUUUGGGUUUAUGUUUUAAGUAUGUACAAUAAAGUUGAAUAUAACGGAAAGCAAAAACGUAAACAAGUAAUGACUUUCUCAUUUAAAAAAAAAAAAAAGAAAGACCGCCCUCCCGCCCCAACAAUUUUCAGCAAUAGCCAAAUUUUAUUUUGCACCAUCAAUGAGUAAAAAAAAAAAAGAAACCGCCCUCCCUCCCUACAGUUUCAGCUGUCAGUUGCCCGAGAAACAAGACAUUUAUUUUGUGUGGCCUAAUGUUGUAUUUCAUGUCUACAUGUUACCAUGGCACGGUUGGUUGUAUUAUGUUGUGUUACACUGAUACAAUGUCAAGGGUUGUAUAUUAUGUCUAUAUGUUAUACUGUUGCUAUGGUAAGGUUGUAUAUUAUGUAAAUAUACUCAGCCAAAUUAAAAACUUGACACUCGGGAUUUUUUGGACUAGAUUUUUAAUAUUUGGUUUAAGGCAACUAUUUUAGUGUUAUGUUGUGCACAGACGACCUUGACAUCAACAGAAAGCAAAAAUACGUCUUGCCGAAAGUCCUUGACAUUGAUAACGUUCGUAAUGUCACAGUACCCCCCAAAAUGAAAUUCACAGACUUGGAGAACAAUCGGAAUAAAGUGUUUAGUAACGGUUGUGGCCUCCUCUAGCGUCUCGUACUGCCACACAACGUCUUCUCAUGGAUCUCAGAACAUUAGUAAACACUACCCAUGGAAGACGUCGCCACUGCUCAGCAAGAGCAUGUUGAAGGUCCUGCAACGUCAGUGGUGGAUUCACUUGCUGACGAACACGUCGACCCAGUUCGUCCCAGAUGUGUUCAAUAGGAUUAAGGUCGGGGCUAAGUGACGGCCAAUCCAGGACUUGGACACCGGCAUUUCUUAAAAAAUUCUGGGUAGCAAUUGCUGUAUGGGGUUGAGCAUUGUCUUGUUGAAACGUUAGUCCAGGCCCACGUCUCUGCAUAAAGGAAGAAGAACAGGUUGCAAAAUCUGAUCCCUGUACUGGACAGCAUUUAAGUUCCCUUGGACAACAACAAGAGGAGAACGUCCAUGUGCACAAAAAGAACCCCAAACCAUGACGCUACCGCCACCAAAUCGGUCAACUUCUCUGACGCAUACUUGAGCGUAACGUUCACCUCGUCUGCGGUACACUCGGACCCUGCCAUCGGCAAAUCUCAAAGUGAAUCGAGAUUUGUCACUAAAGACAACCGAAUUCCACUGACUUUGAGUAAAUCUUAUGUGUCUUGUGGCCCACACAAGUCGGUUACGGCGAUGAAGAGGUGUCAAUAUUGGUCCAUUAUAGGGCCUCCGAGCUCGAAGACCAGCAGUCUGCAAGCGAUUUCGAACAGUCUAUGCAGUUACCCUUCCACCAAGCAUCUCUCUACUUGUGGAGGUUGCAGUGAAAAAUCUGUUUCUAAGAUGACGUAAUCGUAUUGCUUGAUCUUCCUGAAGUGACGUCACACGUGGCGCUCCCGCCCUUGGGCGGUCGGCAAUAGUUCCAGUUUGAAGCACUCUCAUUCUAAGAUUAAUUAUUGUCUGGCGUGAACAAUUAAAGGCUCUUGCAACAGUGACCACAGACUCGCCAGCAUAGAGCCUACCUAUAGCACGUAGACGUUCUACAUUUGAAAGGCACGGCAUUUUCUAACAAAGAUGAAAAUAACAAUUUUAAUUUGUUUUUCCAGUUCAAGUUACGUGUGCGUGUUCAGUUUAAGCAAACUUGAUCGAUUGACCUCACGAGUUUGUGUUUGCACGUAUUUUUCAGGUUUUUCAACUUUAUAUGCUCAAAAGUCACCUGAUCCACGUGACUUUACAAUUUUAUGAAAUUAAAGGCUUCUUACUACUUACUAUCGUUAGAAACACUUUAAAAUUUAUUUGACUUACCAGAAAAAAAAAAUUGUUGAAAUUCAUCAGUGUCAAGUUUUUAAUUUGGCUGUGUAUAUGUCCAUGUGUUUUAUUGUUAAUUAUAUUAAAUACAUAAUUGUUCUAUUUCGAUUUUGUGACGUCUGUGAAUAUUUAUGCUAUUAACGAGAAAUCAUGCAAGAGCUAAAUCUGCCUAUUGCAGAUCUUUUUUCUGGCUUCAAAUGUUAUAUAAAUUUUUUAUUUAGACAUCUAUCGGUAUUCAAAUGACAAAUCCAUAAUUAACUUUCUUGGCUUAGAAUUAGAUAUUGUGUGGAUUAGACAAUGCCGCCAUAUUUUCAUUAAAUGAUAGGGUUCAAACUCAUGGAUACUGCCGAUUGAAGGACUGAAAAUCAAGACUUUUAUUAUCAUGGCAAUGUUACUGGACAAUCGAGCGUUUAUUAUCAUGGCAAUGUUACUGGACAAUCGAGCAUAUGAACUGUCAAUCGGUGGGCACAAUUUAGGCUAUAACUUGCCAAAACUUUAAACAUUCAUAACUUUGCUCAGAAUAAAGUAAUUUGACUGAAAUUUUCAACAUCUUCUUUUUCCAUUAUCUAUAUUUGAACUAUUACAGCAAGAACGGACAGAUCUUUAUCUAAAUUUUAUAUCAAGCACCGUGAACCCAUAAUAUAUUGGAAAUUGACAAAAGUGGGUCGCAACGCAUAUAAUACUAUAAUAUGAAUGUAUAUAAACUGAUUUACAUUCAAUGGUUUCCGUAUUUACUCCAAUUUCAAAUCAGUUAUGUUCGGCUAAAUAAGCCAGCAGUCUCAAGCGAGUGCAAAUUUCUAGCGUCUGGUUAUUCCAGUCUACAUACGCCGUUUGAUUUGGUGCAAUGUGUCUAGCCUCGUCCCUCGAGUCUCUUGAUACAACUGGGAAUGAAGCGCAUUAUGGUACACGACUCGUGUACCAAUGGUAAAAUGUUUAUUUUGUCUUAAAUAUUGGAUAUCAAAAGCCCAUCUUUUUCCGGUAAGAUCACAACAUGAAUGUUGAUUUAAUUUGACAAAUAAAUCGUGUUUUCAAUGUUGAAGAUUUUGGAUGAUAUUGAGUUAGAGACUUAGCUACUUUAAGCAUAUAUUUACAGUGUAGUUUGAUGGCAUCUGCUGUAACCACUAGGCCGUGUUUCAUGAAAUUUUAACUAAGAUAAAAUCCAAAUUUUAGUGAUUUGAUUGGAUAAUAUUGGAUUGAUUUUAGUGCUUACCCAAUAAAAAUUGAAGUAUCUACUAAAAUUUGGAUUUUUUCUUUCGUUAAGAUUUCGAGAAACAGGGCCCAGGUCUAGUUAUAUUUACAAAUGUAAAACUUCAGUGAUUAUGAUUUCCUUAGAUGUAAAUCUUGAUUUUUACCAAUUUGUAUCUGACAGAUUUUCAAAUUGGCAUUAGGAGUAGUUGUUCAUUAAAUGUAGAAUUGAAUUUUUUUAAAUCAAGAUCCUCUUGGUGUUUAUCUAUCAUUUUAAAAUAUAUAGAGAGAUUUUUAAAAAAAAUAUUUUAGUACAAUUUGUUUUAAUAUUAAAUUUUUUCGAAGUUAAACUGCAGGUGCUUUUAGGACAGUUGGCUGCUUACAGAAUACAGCAACAAGAUCUCAAAUGUAUUUUAAAACCAAAAAAAACCCCAACAGUUUGAUUUGAUUUGUCGUUUCUAUUGUGAUAGAUCAUUUCUCUGAUUAAAAUUUGAUCUGAUGUGUCAUUUCUAUUGUGAUGGAGCAUUUCAUGGAUUCAAAUUCCAGAAAUGGAUCUUUUUUUACUUUUUGAUGGAAAUAAUCUAUUGAAAUUGGUCGAGUUUUGUAACAUAAAUUAUUUCACUAUAAAAAAUCAAAUUAACUUAUUAUUUCUCAUUAUUGGAUAUUGUAAUGCUAGGUGCUACACACAUUAAAAUGAUACAGCUUGCUUGUAGUUAGUAGUAUGAUGUACAAAUGUAGAUUCAGGAAUUUUGGGAUGAGGAUGGGUUAAAAUCAAAGGCACAUUUCCUACUGUACACCAAGUGUAGCUAGUCUUUAAAAAAAUGAUCAUUGAUCAUCCCCCUCUCAAACCUAAAAAAAAAUACACAAAAAAAAGGUCAUUUGUCCUUCUAAAUGACAAAUUUGGUGGAAACAUUUUUCUUUUUUUUUUUCAUUUAGUCACUUUUAGUCCCAAAUCAGCCGUGAUAGAAUUUUCCAACAUAUGAAUUAAAAAGGAAAAGUAAAUUUGUGCAUUUUAAUUGGAUUUUUCAUUUGUGUGUGAUUUAAGAAACCGAUUACAAUCAGUAUUACUGGGCUAUGAUUGUUGUGUUUGUUUGGUACAGUCAUCUUCACUAGCUAAGGGUGAAGCGAAGCGAAUCGUACCCCUUGUCUAGAGAAGAUGUGGUACAAGUGUACAUAAUUUUUAUUGUAUAUGUAGGAGGUAGAAUCACAUCAAUAAUUGCGCAUGUCUUUCUCAAGUAAUUUAUUGUUAAUCACCUUAGAAUUGAUCUUCAGCUUUAACUAUAAUCUUUAAUCAAUGAUAAUAUGGAAUUAAUGUGACUAGGUUUCCACCAGAAUUGGACUGCAGUAGAUCAUCCUCAAAAUGUUUACACUGAUUUGAUUCAAUUCCCUUGCCAAAGUAAAGAGGAGGUAAUAUAAGUCCAUCUUGUAUUAAGAGAAUGAAAUAUGAAUAUUCAAUGUAUUUGAUAAUACUACUAGGUUAUUGAAUGGUCUAAAGUCAUAAUUUCUUUAUCUUUCUGUAAUCUUUAUGUGCAAUUUUAAUUAUUAUUUUUUUGUUAAAUUAUUUGAUAAUAAAAUUUAUGAAAUAUG